Molecule: messenger RNA, 3383 nt
Organism: Sciurus carolinensis (gray squirrel)
Lineage: Eukaryota; Metazoa; Chordata; Mammalia; Rodentia; Sciuridae
Gene: Dck
Product: deoxycytidine kinase
Exons: 7
Coding region: 216-998 (260 amino acids)
Biological process (GO): nucleobase-containing compound metabolic process
Cellular component (GO): cytoplasm; mitochondrion
Molecular function (GO): ATP binding; deoxycytidine kinase activity
Source: RefSeq, a predicted model, not a curated record
CGCGCGGGAGGUGAGAGGGCCGAGAGGCCGAGGAGGGCUGCGGGGGGCGGAGCCACCCUACAGGUCCGCCUCCGUCCACAGCUGCCUCGGCGCGCCAAAGUCAAACCCAGCGACCCGCCGGCCGGGGAGCCAAGCAGGGUCAGGUCUGGACCCAUUCCGCGGUGCGCGCGCACCUGUGCUGCCCUCCUUGCCCGAAGAUUUGGGCAGCCAAAAGAAUGGCCACCCCGCCUAAGAGAAACUGCCCAUCUCCCGCGACCAGCUCCGAGAUUACCCGCAUCAAGAAAAUCUCCAUCGAAGGGAACAUCGCUGCAGGGAAGUCAACAUUUGUGAAUAUCCUUAAACAAGUCUGUGAGGAAUGGGAAGUGGUUCCUGAACCUGUUGCUAGAUGGUGCAAUGUUCAUAGUACUCAAGAUGAAUUUGAGGAACUGACAACGUCUCAGAAAAGUGGUGGGAAUGUUCUUCAGAUGAUGUAUGAGAAACCUGAACGAUGGUCUUUUACCUUCCAAUCCUAUGCCUGUCUCAGUCGAAUACGAGCUCAGCUUGCCUCUCUCAAUGGCAAGCUCAAAGAUGCAGAGAAACCUGUACUAUUUUUUGAACGGUCUGUGUAUAGUGACAGGUAUAUUUUUGCAUCUAAUUUGUAUGAAUCUGACUGCAUGAAUGAAACGGAAUGGACAAUAUAUCAAGACUGGCAUGAUUGGAUGAAUAACCAGUUUGGCCAAAGCCUUGAAUUGGAUGGAAUCAUUUAUCUUCGAGCUACUCCAGAGAAAUGCUUAAGUAGAAUAUAUUUACGAGGAAGAACUGAAGAGCAAGGCAUUCCUCUUGAAUAUUUAGAGAAGCUUCACUAUAAACAUGAAAGUUGGCUCCUGCAUAGAACAUUGAAAACAAACUUUGAUUAUCUACAAGAGGUGCCUAUCUUAACACUGGAUGUUAAUGAAGAUUUUAAAGACAAACAUGAAAGUCUGGUUGAAAAGGUCAAAGAAUUUUUGAGUACUUUGUGAUAUUGCUGAAGACUCCAGGCAGCCCAGUGCUUCCAAAUACUUCAGUUUUGUGUAUCUUCAUAGCUCAAGUAUUCAUAAGACUCAAGUUUUUAAUCAUUUUUUCCCAAGGAAAAAAAGGUGUUUUUGUUUGUUUAUGAAUCCUAUGUAAAACUUUCUCUUUCUCCCUCCCUCUCUUCCUUUCUUUUAUGGUUUUAAAAACAAAGAUGUUUAAUUAUCUCUUAGAACAGGAAGUCUGGAGGUAGAUGGUUCCAAUGUCUGAAUAGUGGUUAAACUAUAUUAUAAAAGACCCAGCCUCCUUCUGUCUUUUUCCUCUUUUUCCGCAGGUUAACAUUUUUCCAUAGUGCUUCUCACCUCAGGGUUGACCAGUUUUUUAAUUGGAAACAUUAAUGUUGCAGAGUAAAUGAUGUGUAAAUGAGUGUACUUAUUAAAAGUUGAGAAAUAGAAUUUAAGAAUUCCUGGAAUAAGGAUUCUGAAGUGGGGUUUAUUUUGUUCUGUUCUAUUUUGUAAAAUUUCUGUUUGUUUUAUUUUCUUUCUAGAGGUGCUGGGGGGUCAAACUAAGGACUUCCUGCAUUUUAAGCAAGUGCUCUAUUGAACUGUACCUCCUGCCCCUGAAGUUUUAUUUGGAAUGUUUUUGAUCAGGUGCCUCUCUUUCCAUCCUAAUUUAUGUUGAAGAUAAGACCAAGUUUAGUAUUUAAUCACUUGAUACUUACCAAUGUGUCUAUAACACAUUUAUAGAGGAGUAGGUUAGACUUGAUUGCUGGUUUGGUAGUAACAUAACCUAUUUUACUAGUAAUUUCACCUUUUACCUUUGUUUCUUCAUCUGUGUUAUAAGUGAUACUUCCUUCAUUUUUUUUACAUGGGAUUUUGGAGGAUUAGGGAGAAAAUUUUUAUAUAUUUAAAGGAUUAGCUAAAAAGUUAUUACCUGAGUAUAAAGAUUAGUUUACCUGGAGCUUAAAAUAGCUACCUGCUUUUCCCUUCUCAGACUCUUGUUUUAGAAAGGAAUAUUCUUAUUACAGUUAAAAGAUUUAUUAAAACUAUGAUUUUCCUUAAAUCAUUUUAGGUGGAAGUGUAGUUUUUCUUAAAUUUCUUUUCAUUUUGUAUCUUUUGUUGUAUGUAUGUAUAUGUGGUGCUAGGGAUUGAACCCAGGGCCUCACGUGCACUAGGCAAGUAUCUUACUAGUGGGCUACAGCCCUCUUUUCAUUUUUAUAGGAAAUAUUAGUAGAACAUAGUGAGUGAUAAGUUUUUCCAUUUUAUUUUCUAUUGUUACUGCAGUGGAAAUGAGCAGUCUUUGCCUUUCUGCUUGGUGAAUAUUUCAAAAGAGAAACUAAAGCCAAAGUGGAGUAUCUUAGCAGUUUUGUCUGUUUAGUCUCACCUCUUAUUUUUUUCCUCAUUCUUAUUUUUCCUACUCUGAAUUAAUUAGGCAGUAUGCUAGUUUCAAAUUCAAAUGCCACAUAUUUCUUCUUUGAAAACAUUAUGAUCACUUUUUGCUUCAUAAUUUGCUUUGCUUUGUAAGUUUUUCUUACCUUUCAGAGAAAUCACAAAUAAAAAUUAUUUUGCUUUAUAUGUAAUGAAAGCAUUAUCAUUUUUUAUUGAACUAGGAAAUAAAACUAACAAAUAUGGGGAAGGGUUGAAAGAUUCCUUAACAAGGCACAUUUCUCUGUAAACUACUUAUGGGAGUAGUUAUAAAACUUUGCAUAUAAUCAUCUUAGGUCUGUAUAUAAAUAAGAGGUUUUUUUCCCUCCUAGUUAUUUAAGUUAAGGUGUGCAGUGUCUUUUCCAUGUAAUUAACCUUUCUAUUUUAUACUUUAGAAAAUUUGUACAUUUUUUAAAAAAUGGGAGGCAGUUACUUUUUUUGAAACUGUAAUUUUUCUUUUAUGUCAUCUUUUGCUUUUGGUUUCUUGUUCGAAGAUGAUAAUUUUGUGGAUUCACCAAUAUUGAUGCACUGAUCUUUGAGAAGGGGACUUGAUUUCAAAUCAGUAAUAACCAUAAAUACUUAAAUGGUAUCAUGAUAUGUGUGAGCUUUUUGGUUGUUUGGUAUAAAUGAAUUUGUCUACUUAAUUAUUUGUCAUUAAAUAAGUUUGAAUUUCAUAAACUAUGCUGAAGGUAAACUCAUUGCUAUUAUUACAUCUUUUUUAGAAUUCAAAUUCUACUUUUGAAUACAAAAUUAUGAAUUUAAAAAGUUAAUAAUGGUCUGUAAAUUACAUUGAUUUUAUUAUGGAGGUUUGUAACUCAGUGAUCUUCAUUGACCUUUAAAAAUGUUUAUAGUUUAAUGACUUUUACUCUGUAGAAUUAAAAAAAGCUAAUAAAAAUUUAUUAUUUAUUUGUCAUGACUAAAAAGUUGUACUAGUGUGAUAGGCUUAUAAGAAUUAAACCUAAAUAAAGAUAA